AAACAACAGCCCACGAGGAUUGAAUUUGUUAUAUAAAAGGGAAUAAUGACCGCGUACUGAGGUUAGAGAUGUAGAGAAGAAACAGCAACGGGCAAUAGUGAAACCAUUCAAAACAACCAAAGUCCCUCUUAAAAGUGUUUUGGUUUGAUGCCUUGACCGUAAGCGCGCACUUGGAGGCCUGAGCAGUUACGAGGAGGAAUGCAUGGAUGUUCCACCAACCAUUUGUGCAAGUGAUGGAUGCGUAGAGGAAGGCUGCAUGGAGUUUUGUUCCCGCCCACUUGCACUUGCUCUUGCUGCUGAAAACACUCGGACUGUAUUGUCACGGUGAGAGCCUGAACUAUCUGUGCCUUCAAUCGCCAUCGCCAUGGGAGGAAGCCUGCGGUGCGUCUGUUUGUUUGCUCUCCUCGUUUUCAAAGAGGUGUCUGGCUUAAAGAUUCAGAACAAGCUGCUGGGUAAAUGUCUUCAGGUUCAGGACAGUAGGGUGUCACUGGCUGAUUGCACCCCCUUUUCGGCCGCACAGGAAUGGCGCUGGCUCCCAGAGAGCCAGGCUCUCGCAAGCCAACACACUGGGGAGUGUCUGACUGCAUCAGGAGAGCAGUAUGAAGGUGUCCAUCUGAAGCCCUGUGUCUUUCAGGCUGAUAGUGAUGUGACUGGUCCCGGAGAGGCAGCAGUGGAUAUGGGCAAAGAGGCAAGCAGCCAGACAUGGUCCUGUUCCAAGAAAGGACACCUCACUUUGUUACGGAGGGGGCUGCACCUUAGCGCCACACAAGAAUCCACUUUAGUCUUCCUUUCAAGGGAACAUAAGCAGCAGGGCAGCAGGUGGCGGGCACUUGACAACCAGACAUUGUGCAAUGGGAAAGACAACAGAAAUAACCAACACCAAACCCUCCACCAUCUGGGGAAUUCAUUGGAACCUGGGAUCUUUACAAGCCCCAUCUCUGAUAUACACAGACAAGCUAAACCAUUUGGAGGUGUAAUGGAAAAUGAGGUCACAGAAUCAUAUCUUGCAAUUGAUCAGACUCUUUUGUCCAUGAGCACCAAAUCCCCUGCAGAUCCCACCAUGAUUUUCUUCAGUAUGGACUAUGGAAUGGGCUGGAAGAUAACCAUGCUGGUACUAAGCUCUUUGGCUUUGGUCCUGGGGACUGUGAUCCUUAUCCUCAAUGUUUACUCCAAUAGGAGGAAGAAGGUGGUGUGUGUUCUGAAGUCAUACACACCAAGGCCAGAGGUGAACAUUCCUGGGUCUCCGGUGCACAGUGAAAGAGCCCCGCUGACAGAGCAUGCCAUGCGUCUCCCACACUCCUCCCCCACUUUACAGCGAGGAGAAAUCCUGAUUGAGUGGAAGGAUGGCACAGUUACUCCUCUGUACGAGGCCUGAAGGUUGUCCCAUUCAUGUAGAUUCAGAUGUGGGUGUGUUUGUGCAGGCAUGCUUAGUUUCUUGUGCCAGGCACAAGAAACUAAGACAUCUAAUUAGGCAUAUAAUCCUCUCAAUUUGUCUGAAGUCUGGAUUCUGUUGUGAAGAGAAAAGAUGAGAAAAACAAAAAGGUUUUUUUACAGACUUUUAUAUCAAAAUGAUACUAAGCAAGCUGUUGAUGGUAACAAGUUAGUGUGUAAUUGAGUGCGAGUUGUUUUCCAAAAUGUGAGUCGUGAGCUCUAGUAUGAGAGGUUGGAGUGGUAACUUGGAUGAAAGUACUGUCAAACUAAUGUUUGAGCAUCCACACAUUGUUUGCAGACUUACUAUAAGCACCAUGGGCUCCAGGUAGGCUCAACAAAGCAACCAGGAGGUCUUAAGUUGGAUAAACACUUAGGAAACUAACCUUUGUUUGUCUAGGCCUGAGCUUAAACUUCUUAAAGCAGACAUUGUGAUGCUGCUGCUGUAAACUCAGCUCAGGUGUCUCUUUACAUUUUUGCUUAAUUUUGAAGAAAUUAAAAUGCCUAUGGGCAAUUUUAGACUUAGUUAAUUUGUCAGUUGUUUAACACUGUGCGUUAUACAAUAUCAAAAACGUGUCUUGGCCCCCGAGACUCACUUCCUUAGUAGACUAUUUUAGGAAAAUGUAAUUACUUUUGUAGCAGCACUCUUCACAUAACACAGUUCAGCAUUAUUUAGCCUGUACUCCAUAUCCUAACUACAUAGAGUAGUUAAGAUGUUUCAGGGGAAAAUUCUUACCUAGUAUUAAUAGUCUGACAGUAUAUUUCACUGCCGUUCAUUUUGUAAUGUACUUAGGUUUGAUACUGACAUGACUUCAUUGUUCAUUAAUUUAAAUUGUCAAUAGAAUGUGCUUACAACAUUGACUUGAGCUCGACACUUUCUCAACCUUGGAAACAUCAGUUGAAAAAAACACCUCCUCUCAAGGUCUCUUUAGUGGCUUUUUCCGGGGCUUUCACUUGUACCACACAGUGGUUAUGAGCAGAUGAAGUUAACUCAGCUGUCAUGGAACAGGAGAUGUUUGAACUUAACCAUUAUUCUGAGCACUUUUGGGACUUCUCUCCCUUAAAGGUUCACUGUGAAGAUUGUUUGAUGUGGCUGAAAGCUCAAGUGCAGAGUGUUUUGUCUUUGAGUUUUUGCAUGUUUAUGUGGCAACCUGAUAGACACCCAAUUAAUGUAUUAGUUUUUUUAACUAAAUAUAAGAUUUUUUUUAAAGCCUUGAAGUAGCUAAUAAAAUGAGCUAUGUACA
Molecule: messenger RNA, 2672 nt
Organism: Scatophagus argus
Lineage: Eukaryota; Metazoa; Chordata; Actinopteri; Scatophagidae
Exons: 6
Coding region: 365-1375 (336 amino acids)
Source: RefSeq, a predicted model, not a curated record